AUGCAGAGGCUGCGCUCGACCUUCAAGAGGUCGCGCACCCCGACGGGAGCGGAAAUGAAGUCUCAGUCGAGCCUCGAGGUGCCUAAGCAAGUCAGAUCUGCCUCCUUCGACGAGAUACAACUGGAGGCUAAGCGACAGGACGACGUUAGAGACGUGAGAUCUACCAGGACGACGUCUUCCUCCUCGUCGUCUUGUUCGCCGGCUAGAUCGCAGGAUUCCUCCCGUGGAAGGCGAUCGGCGACGCUUAGAGUGCCGCAACUACAAAGCGGUCAACGUUCGAAGAGCUUCGACGUGUGCGAGAGAAGCUACGGUUCGUCUUCUAGCCAACAGUCCUUCGGUGGCGUGAGACGAUCGGAGACACCGACGAUUCAAGUCUCCGGCUGUUACCACUGUGCCUGCGUCGAGGAGUACAAGAGCCUCUACCUGAGUCUGUCCAGAGACGACGACGAUCCUUCGUCGAGGGAAGACGACGACGGUGACGACGCGGACUACACCUCGGAGGACGAAGACUCCGAAUUGGUGGACAGAAGCGAAGGUAGCCCGGAGAUUCGUGUGACCUUGACGACAUUCACCGAGAAAGAGCUCGACGUUCCCGACAAAGAGAUACCAGACGUGGUACCUGUGGUCCCGGAGAUCGUUCCUGAAGUGGUGCAAGAUGAGGCAACGGAUACCAGCGAGGUCAGAGGCGGUCUAUUCCCGGAGAGGCAGCGUAGAAGGUCGAUCGCCUCGCCGAAACUUGCGCGACAAGAGGCUUUGACCUCGUACCCUAUCGAGCUGCCAACGUUGGUCAGCUCGACGGAAGACGAGGAGAAAGCCGAAGACGAGGACGACGACGAAGAUUUGAGCAACGUCGGUGCUGGCAAGUGCAAGUUCGUCGUUAGGGAUAUAUUCUUGACGGUUCCUGAGCUGAAAAGGGAUCGCGCCGCGUCCGUGGACUCUUGCUUCAACAAUAAAAAUGGGAACGGCGAGGACGCGGAUACUUUGACCGUGCCGCAGCAGAACAUACGGUCGUACACAGCUUUGCUGCCUGGAACCGAGGCUCGACCUCCAAGAGGAGGGAGGGAAGAGGGUGGAACGAGUGGGGGUCACCGCGAGCCCCGAUCAACGCCCGAUUGGGGUCCCGGUGCACUUAAUGGAGAACAUCUUUGGGUGCCGACGUCAGCUUCCGGUGAUUUCUGUUACGUCAACGACUGUUCGAAACAUGGACCACGGAUGAAAUGCGCGGCGUGCCGCGUGGUGGCCCACGCGGUCUGCGCCGUGGGUCUGAAUUUCGCCUGUAAAUCGAGCUUCCGUGACGUGGGUGUGCGUCAGUACAGAGAGCAGACGAGCACGCAUCACCACUGGGUCCAUCGUCGUUCGCAAAAAGGGAAAUGCGCGAACUGCGGCAAAUCGUUCCAAUCCAAGCUAAGCUUCUCCUCCAAAGAGAUCGUCGCGGUCAGCUGCAGCUUCUGCAAGCUCGCUUAUCAUAACAAAGAGGCGUGUUUCAACGUACAGAAGAUCGGCGAGAACUGUGAACUCGGUGUUCACGCUUCCAUCAUAGUGCCGCCGUCUUGGAUCGUGAAGUUGCCUAGGAAAGGUAGCUUCAAGAGUAGCCUGAGGAAAUCACCGAGGAAGAAGAAGUCCGGCAGCGGUGCAGGCACCGGUGCUAGCAGAAAGAAGUCGAAGGAGAAGGACAAGGAACUGGACAAAGAUCAGGGGAAAUUGUGGGUGGUGAAGCCGAUACCUACAGCGUCGGUGAAACCGGUGCUGGUUUUCAUCAACCCGAAAUCUGGAGGAAAUCAGGGUGCUAAGCUGUUGCAGAAAUUCCAGUGGCUGUUGAAUCCGAGGCAGGUCUUCGAUCUGACGCAGGGCGGGCCCAAAAUGGGGUUGGAAUUAUUCAACAAAGUUCCGAAUCUCCGAGUUCUCGCGUGCGGCGGUGACGGUACAGUCGGUUGGGUGCUGUCGAUCCUGGAUCAAAUCGGUGCGAAUCCACCGCCUGCAGUGGGUGUACUUCCUCUUGGUACCGGAAACGAUCUAGCCAGAGCUUUAGGUUGGGGCGGCGGUUACACAGAUGAACCGAUCGGAAAGAUCCUCACGAAUAUCGGUGAGAGCGACACAACGUUGCUGGACAGAUGGCAAUUGGUGGUUGAGAGAAAUCCAGAUGCUCAGGGCGACGACGACACCGGAAAGGGCAAGGAGAAUCUACCGCUGAACGUGGUUAAUAAUUACUUCUCCCUGGGCGUGGACGCCCAUAUAGCCCUUGAAUUUCACGAGGCACGAGAGGCGCAUCCGGAGAGAUUCAAUUCCCGACUGCGAAACAAGAUGUUUUACGGUCAAAUGGGCGGUAAGGAUCUGGUGCGGCGAAAAUGGAAGGAUCUCUCAGAAUUCGUGACGCUGGAAUGCGACGGGAACGAUCUGACACCGAAGCUGAAGGAGCAUCGUGUUCACGCUAUAGUAUUCUUGAACAUUGCCUCGUACGGAGGUGGAACGCAUCCUUGGGGCGCUGGAAGCGGAACCAAGGAACCAUCGACAGACGACGGGCUGAUCGAAGUCGUCGGUUUGACGACAUACCAGCUUCCGCUUCUUCAAGCAGGUGGACACGGUACCUGUAUUGCUCAAUGCAGCACGGCUAAGCUGGUUACCACGAGGACCAUUCCAAUGCAGGUCGACGGAGAGGCUUGUCGACUGCUGCCAUCGAUAAUAGACCUAAAACUACUAAACAAAGCAACGAUGCUGGCGAAACGAAGAAACGCGAGCAAACCACAGCCUGACGUUAAACUAGAGCGGUUAAAACUGCCUGUGAUGAAGAUCAAGAUGUCGGAUUACGAGAGGUAUCAUCACGACAAGGAUAUGUUGAAGAAAGCGGCGAUUACCUGGAUAACAGAUCCACUUGAUCUCGACGCCACCACGGAUCUAGAAUUCCUCAGGAAGUUUUUGGCGAAAGACCAUAACAUGGACACUUGUUGCUUCCUCGAUUCCUGCACAGCGGAACGAUUCUUCAGGAUCGACAGAGCUCAGGAACAACUGCAUUACGUGACUGAUGUGGCCGUCGAUGUGGUCUACGUUCUCGAGGAGACAGCUACAAAUCUAUCGAACGAGCCUGAAGAAACGAAGGUAUCAGCUAGUCAAGAACCAGAAACGGCUCAUCCGUCGCCAAGCGAAGAACAACCAAAGUCAAACGCAGCCAUGACAGAAGAGCAGCCAAAAGCAGAGCCAAAGGCGCAGCCGGCUUCGGAGCCGGAUAGCACAGCAGCAGCGCCUGAGAAAUCGGCCGAGGUCAAGUCACCGACGACCGAACAACCUCAGGACAUCGCGAAAUCUCAGGGAUCGACGAGCAAAGACGCGUCUCCGAGCGAGCCUCCGAUUGCGAACAACGUGGAGAAGGUAUCCGGAGACGCGAUAGAGGAGGAGAAGGUAUCCGGAGACGCGAUAAAGCAAAGCAGUUCCACGAAAUCGACCUCUGCGACGGCUGUAGCACAGUCGCAACACCGGACAUCAUCCACCUUUAUUAGUCCAAGAGAUAGACUGUUCAGCCUGAGUUCCGAGGUCCACACCUUUAGCACAGGAUUACUGGAGAAACCUAGCGACGGUAUUUUGAAAGCGGGGAAAAUCGGCGAUCUUCAGGCUUUGAAGGAGCUACACGACAGUGGACACUCGCUUCUGUCCAUCGACACAGCUGGACAAACUGCUCUUCACCUGGCCUCGAGAUAUGGUCACAAGGAUAUUGUCAGAUAUCUAAUCGCUUGCGCACCAUCGAGUAUUCUCAACAUGGUCGACAACGACAAAGGUCAAACUGCUUUGCACAAAGCGGCUCAAUAUAAGCGUCGUUCCAUUUGCUGCAUGUUAGUGGCUGGCGGUGCUACUUUAACUGUCAGGGAUCGAAACGGCUACUCACCUCGUGAUCUUGCACUGCAAGCGGAGGACCGUGACCUCGCAGCGUAUUUAUACAGUCAAGAGGAGUUCCAGCUGACAACGGAAGAAAUGGAGAAUACCAUUUGACCUCCGUUCGUAAUUGGCAGGGCCUGAGCCGACUCUGAGUAGCUUCCUGCCUUCGAUGGACUAUCCCCAAGAGGAAGGAGAUCCAAAGUUGAACGAACGAACGACGAUCGCCGUUGAUCUAGAUCGGUCGUCGAACGGUUCGUUUUCUCAAGCUGCGUAAGUCCGCACGUGAUAUAUCGAUUAUUCCUCUCAUCGACAAUUCACGUCACGUUAGUAAAAUACGCGUGUGUGUGUUUAUCAAAAAAGGUGCUCUCUCCGAUCCUUUCCUCCCAUUCCAAGCCUCCGAGAUCGCUUUUCUUUUCCCUCCCCCGCCGCCGCCGCCGCAAACGCGCGUUGUAAAUUAAACUGUGCAUAGGUUGAAUUUAUUCUAUACGUUACACUCUCGUACCUAUUAUAAUAAACAUACAGAUUAGGGACAUUUUUUUCGAUCGAGCCUCUGUACACGUAUAUUUCUACAAGUCGUAUCUCGUGUCUAAUCGAGGAAGCAAAGUGUACAAAUCACGUUCGCUUCAAGUGUGUGUUUCGUCUAACGAAUUCACGCGAGAGAAGAAAUUUGCGUUAAAAAGAGAGAGAGAAAAUUGAAAGACGAAGGAAGUGAAAAAGAGAGAGAAAAUCGAAAGAUGAAGGAAGUGAAAAAGAGAGAGGAAGAGAUUUUUGCUCAUUCGCGAUGUUACCGUUGCAAAAAAAAAAAAAAAAAAAAAAAAAAAAAA
Messenger RNA from Habropoda laboriosa, 4688 nucleotides. It is a transcript of the gene rdgA, whose product is annotated as eye-specific diacylglycerol kinase. The coding region runs from base 1 to 3978 and encodes 1325 amino acids. The transcript is spliced from 11 exons. NCBI's taxonomy places the organism in Eukaryota, Metazoa, Arthropoda, Insecta, Hymenoptera, Apidae. Gene Ontology annotation, molecular function: ATP-dependent diacylglycerol kinase activity; protein binding. The record is from RefSeq and is a predicted model, not a curated record. Gene Ontology annotation, biological process: lipid phosphorylation; diacylglycerol metabolic process; intracellular signal transduction.